Cannabis sativa is the source of this 504-nucleotide messenger RNA. RefSeq lists its product as uncharacterized. NCBI's taxonomy places the organism in Eukaryota, Viridiplantae, Streptophyta, Magnoliopsida, Rosales, Cannabaceae. Gene Ontology annotation, molecular function: RNA-DNA hybrid ribonuclease activity; nucleic acid binding. The transcript has a single exon. Bases 1 to 504 code for a protein of 167 amino acids. The record is from RefSeq and is a predicted model, not a curated record.
AUGGCGCAUCAAACUCUUGGCCAAUGGAAGUUUGCUCAAAGUUGUCGAUUUGAACCACUGCACCUGAACUCCAAUUGCAGCAACAGUAGCGAUUUUUGGACAAAACCAGCAGACGGAAUGAUCAAAAUAAAUGUGGACGAAGCUACAUUCGAUGCCAACAAUUCCUUCGGAACAGGUUUCAUUGUUCGUGACUUUAAAGGUGCUGUAAUUUUGGCCUCUUCUACUUUUUCAACUGGCUUCUCAAAUGCUCCUUUUGCUGAAAUAAUUAGCAUCAAAGAGGCCUUAAGUUGGAUAAAAGAUUCCAACUUGUCAAAUGUUGUAAUUGAGACGGACUGCCUUACUGCUGUUCAAGCUUUGCAAAGUCGAAUUGAUAUGCCAUCGAUGUUUGGAAUCGUUGUAAAAGAUUGCAAAGUUUUAUUGUCUUCUUUAUUUAAUGUAACUAUUUCUCAUGUUAAGCGAUCUGCUAACAAAGCUGCCCACUAUUUGGCUCGCGGCUCUUCCUAG